This is a messenger RNA of Nerophis ophidion (straightnose pipefish), 2244 nucleotides long. Its product is annotated as apolipophorins-like. The coding region runs from base 139 to 2244 and encodes 701 amino acids. The record is from RefSeq and is a predicted model, not a curated record. The transcript is spliced from 16 exons. Gene Ontology annotation, biological process: lipid transport. Gene Ontology annotation, molecular function: lipid carrier activity. Lineage: Eukaryota; Metazoa; Chordata; Actinopteri; Syngnathiformes; Syngnathidae.
UAUCAGACAGGGGUGAGGUAUACUUACAGGUAUAGAACAGCAAUCUCCACAUCUCUACGCGGAUCUAAUGCUGGCAGAAAUGGACUAGUACUGGACUGUGUGGUUGAUAUUGAUGUAGUGUCCAAGUGUCAUCUAACAAUGCAGAUAAGGAAUCCACAGAUAAAACGCCUUUCCCCUCAGAAGGAACAUUCUGUGCCCCACUUAAAACGUUUGAGGGAGUCGCUGGAGAGAACGCGCCUCAAGUUUUCCCACCAGGGAGGAAAGGUCGUUGCUUUAUGUAUCCAGGAGGGAGAGCAGGUGUGGACGCUGAACAUUAAAAGAGCUUUUCUGAGCAUGCUCCAGACCUCCCGCACAACAUCCAAACAGUCAGAAAUGGAGACUGAUGUGCAUGGGACGUGCAGCAGCCUGUAUGAAAGGCGAGGACGACUAUUGCUGAAAAGCAGGGACUUGAAACAGUGUCAAAAAUCCAAGCUGGCACAUUUCUGGACCCACUCUGCAGUUUUAACUGGAGACACGUCAGUGCAAUCAGAGGUGCGCUGUGUUCAGGUCUACGGGUCAACCGUUAUGGAAGAAGUAAACUGCACCGAAACAAUAGCCAUAGCAACCUGGUCUAAAACCGCAGGCCAGGUAAAAACGCAAACUGAGUCUACUCUGCUUCUGCUUAGAGCCCAGCCAGGCACAGUUUCCAUACCAGGUUCUUUAGAUACUGGAACACAAACUGGCUUGCAGUUUGAGGACGAAGGACCUGCUAGACCUGGAAAAGUGUUUGCUACACCAGACCUUGCUGGACAUACAAUCAGGAAGUUGUGUAGCCUCACAUUACAUCUUAAAGAGGUGUCGCAGCAGUUCCUUCACUUGGCUUUCCAGCUUCGAGAGCUGACUCUCUCACAGCUUAAGACACUUUGGAUGGAGGCUUCUUUCAAGUGCCGCAAUGACUGGCAGCCCUUGUUGGACGCAUUACCUGCUUGCGGAUCAGAAAACUGCAUCAUGCUACUGACUGACCUAAUGAAGGAGAAAGAACUGGACAAAGAGCAAGCUUAUUCUUUCCUUACCACCAUCGCCCUCAUCCCUAAUCCAUCGCCACAGAUCAUACACUCUAUCAAUACUUUAUUGGACAUCCAAGAGGUGCGGCCUAAGGCUCUGUUGGCUGGAUCCUCUCUUGUCCAUCAACUAUGCCAGCAGUCCCCUACUCCCUGCAAUGACCUUCCUGAGAUACAAACCUUCAUUAAGACGCUAGAGGUGGCCUUGAAAGAAGGCUGUGAAGCGCAAAGUGUCACCCAAAUAACUGAGACUGUUUAUGCACUGAAGUCUGUGGGUAACAUCGGCCUGACUGCUCCAAACUUCAUCCCUCUGUUAAAUCGCUGUGUGCUUAGCCACUCAGCCCCUUUGGAGCUGAGACUGGCUGCCAUUAAAGCCUUCAGACGCUUUGGCUGCUCAGCUAAUCUGUAUCGCUUCUCCCUGGAGGAUCCAGAGGUCAGAAUCGCCGCAUACCAGCAACUCAUGUGUUGCCCGGACCCCAACGUGUUGGAGGUGGUGAAGGUGACGCUAAGAAACGAAACCUCCAGCCAAGUGGGCUCAUUUGUGUGGAGUCAUUUGACUAAUAUCCUAAGGAGCGAAGACCCCAUGAAACAGAAGCUGAUUGAUUCACUGCCUGACGACAUAAUCAGCAAACAUUUUGAAGCAGAGUUUUUUAAAUACUCUUCAUAUUCAGACUACACUGUCAAACGUGGCAUGGGAAUGACAAAUAUAGAAACAUCUGUCAUUUUUUCUCCAAAAUCCUUCCUUCCGAGAUCUGUAACUACCAACCUGACGGUCUAUUUCCAUGGUAGAGCCAGCAACCUUCUGGAGGUGGACUUUCGAAUCGAGAAUGCUGAACCACUUCUGAAGAGCGUUUUUAGUCAGCUGAGUCCCAGCUAUGUCAGAGACCACACCGCUCCCCAACAAAAACAUCUGGUUCCCAAAGAAGCAAGGAGGACCAGAAGGAACACAAAUGAAGGCACCGGAGGAAUGGAAGACCAGUGUUUAUCCAGCUCCAAUAGUUACAUAAAGCGGGCCAGGGCAUUGUUGUUUGCAAGGAAACAUAUGGAAGAGGAGGGCCUGAAGUGUGGAGUUGGUGUGAAAGUGUUCGGCAAUGAGAUCAGUGUUUUUACCUGUGAUGAUCUCGUCACUCAUGUCAACCAAAUGUCGCUGAGCGCAGCAGGACUGGCUGUAAAACUGCUCAAGGUGUCUUGGCGAUGGUCAUGA